Molecule: messenger RNA, 663 nt
Organism: Ctenocephalides felis (cat flea)
Lineage: Eukaryota; Metazoa; Arthropoda; Insecta; Siphonaptera; Pulicidae
Product: V-type proton ATPase 116 kDa subunit a-like
Exons: 5
Biological process (GO): vacuolar acidification; proton transmembrane transport
Cellular component (GO): vacuolar proton-transporting V-type ATPase complex; plasma membrane; proton-transporting V-type ATPase, V0 domain
Molecular function (GO): ATPase binding; proton-transporting ATPase activity, rotational mechanism
Source: RefSeq, a predicted model, not a curated record
GUGAUGUUCGAGAUAUCAUUUCGAAAUUGAGUCAAUUACCUAUCAUUUAGUUGCCAGACAACUGUCAUUAAUAUUGAAUGUGUGGGGAUUAAGUUAAGUGAUCCAAGGAUUGAGGAUUAGGGACAUCCAGCUAGCUACAGAAGUGAGGUCCACACCAGCCUCAUCAUGGGGGCAAUGUUUCGCAGUGAGGAGAUGGCGCUCUGCCAGAUGUUCAUCCAGCCCGAAGCCGCCUAUUCAACUGUCUCCGAAUUGGGAGAAGCUGGAACGGUUCAAUUCAGAGAUUUGAAUUCCGAAGUGAAUUCCUUCCAGCGAAAAUUUGUGAACGAGGUGCGACGCUGCGAUGAAAUGGAAAGGAAACUCCGCUACGUCGAAGCCGAAAUCAAUAAAGACGACGUGGCCAUACCUCCCCUAAGCGAGUUGCCAGUUGCACCUAAUCCGAGGGAAAUUAUUGACCUCGAGGCCAGACUGGAGAAGACUGAAAAUGAGAUUAUGGAACUCUCACAAAACGCUGUGAACCUAAAGUCAAAUUUUCUGGAGUUAACGGAAUUGCUUAAUAUUUUAGAAAAAACUGAGCAAUUUUUCGCCGAACAAGAAGCUGCAGUUACCCCAGAUAUGAUGCCUGCAAACGCCGUCCACGAUGAUGGAACCCAACAGGCCGUCAAC